AUGGUGGUUCGAAAAGUUGGCAAGUAUGAAAUCGGCAGAACAAUCGGCGAAGGAACCUUCGCCAAAGUCAAGUUUGCUCAGAACACUGAGACCGGCGAAAGCGUCGCCAUGAAAAUCAUGGAUCGUAGCACCAUAGUCAAGCGCAAGAUGGCCGACCAGAUUAAAAGGGAAAUUUCGAUAAUGAAGCUUGUUCGCCAUCCUUACGUUGUUCGUCUCUAUGAGGUUUUAGCAAGCCGCACUAAGAUCUAUAUUAUCCUCGAGUACAUCACAGGUGGUGAAUUGUUUGAUAAAAUUGUUCGUCACGGCCGCCUUAGCGAAACAGAAGCUAGGAAAUACUUUCAACAGCUUAUUGAUGGAGUUGAUUACUGUCAUAGUAAAGGAGUCUACCAUAGAGAUCUAAAGCCAGAAAAUCUUCUGCUGGAUUCCCAAGGAAAUCUCAAGAUUUCUGAUUUUGGGCUCAGUGCUUUACCCGAACAAGGAGUUACCCUCCUUAAUACAACAUGUGGAACUCCCAAUUACGUUGCUCCUGAGGUUCUCAGUCACAAGGGCUAUAAUGGUGCUGUGGCUGAUGUAUGGUCCUGUGGGAUCAUCCUUUAUGUUCUUAUGGCAGGAUAUCUUCCAUUUGAUGAACUUGAUCUCCCGACUCUAUACAGCAAGAUCGAUACAGCAGACUUCUCUUGUCCCUCAUACUUUCCCUUGGGUGCAAAAUCCUUGAUUCAUAGAAUUUUGGAUCCAAAUCCUGAAACCAGAAUUACAAUUUCAGAAAUCAGAAACAAUGACUGGUUCAAAAAGGAUUACGACCCUGUACAACUUGUUGACUAUGAACAUGUAAACCUGGAUGAUGUGUAUGCUGCUUUUGAUGAUCCAGAGGAACAUAAAGAUGAUGAACAGGAAGGUACACGGGAUACACGGGACAUGGGUCCACUGGCUCUCAAUGCCUUUGACUUGAUUAUUCUGUCUCAAGGCCUGAACCUUGCAACGCUGUUUGACCGUGGCAAGGAGUCGAUGAAGCAUCAGACACGGUUCAUCACACAUAAGCCAGCAAACGUUGUACUCUCAAGCAUGGAAGUUGUGGCACAAUCCAUGGGGUUUAAGACACACAUUCGCAAUUACAAGAUGAGAGUAGAAGGAUUAUAUGGAAACAAGACAUCUCGUUUCUCUGUCAUUCUAGAAGUGUUUAAAGUUGCACCAACCUUUUUGAUGGUAGACAUUCAGAAUGCAUCAGGAGAUGCUGAUGAAUACCUCACGUUCUACAAGACGUUCUAUGGGAAACUAGAUGACAUAAUCUGGAAGCCACAACAAGAAGAGUCUGUGAGAAACCGAGUCACCAAGGCCAAGAGUAGAAGACGUUGA
Arabis nemorensis is the source of this 1353-nucleotide messenger RNA. NCBI's taxonomy places the organism in Eukaryota, Viridiplantae, Streptophyta, Magnoliopsida, Brassicales, Brassicaceae. The record is from the annotation of a GenBank genome assembly.